AUGCGCUACGCAAUCGUUCUCGGGGCUGCUGCCCUCGUUGUCGCCAGCCCGGCUCCUCAGGCUUUUGACCCCAACGGUCUUGAUGCCCUUGCUACUCUCACUCAAGGCCCGCCUGUCGGUGUUGGUCCUGCUCAGGAAACUGCCUACGUACAGGGCUCUGCUCAGUCUGUCGCUGCUGCUGCGGUUACAGCCGGUGCCACGGCUCAGGCUGCUAAGAGAAGCCUGAACGAGAACACCACACAGGCUUCCGCCACUCCCACAAUCACAACCACUGUCGAUACUGGUGCUCAGACUACCAGGCCUCCUUCCACCACUGACGGUGUCGUUCCUUCCUCUUGCACUCCCGUUAACUGGAUCAACACCUACGCUUUCACAGCUGAUCCCGCCUGCCCCACGCAAGUCGAGGUCGGCACCUACUGUGGAUUCAUCAACCCCGAUGACCCAUGUGCUCCUCAGCCUUCCGGAGGCGGCGUUGCUCCCAAGGACGACACCGUUGACGGGUUCUACAACAACGCUGCGUACAAGCAGCUCGCUGUCUCGGCCAAGACUCCUGUUGGCUACGAGCAGGCUUUCGUCAACCUUCAGGGCGCUACUACCGGUAACGGAUACAUCUCUUACAAGGUUCUCGAUACUUAUGAUGUCGGUGCCUGCUCCAAGUUUUGCGACGAGACCGAUACUUGCACUGGCUUCAACCUCUACAUCGAGCGCGACCCUAAGUGGAACCCCCACCAGUGCUCUUGCACGAACCCUCCUUCCAUCAUCAACUACAAGUGCUCCAUCUGGGGACAGAAGGUCACAAAGGAGACUGCUACCAACACUGGUGAGGGUCGUGAUGACUUCACAGUUGUCAUCACAGGAUCCAACGGUUACAACAAGGGCACCUACACUCCUCCUACUCCUCCUUCUUGUAGCAAGCCCCAGAGCUGCGGCAACAAGAUCCACGACCAGCCUCGCUACUGCAUGGGCCAGAAGACUUUCCCCGGUCCUUUCGAUCCUUCGCUCUGCGCUGCCUACGCCCAGAAGCAGAACGAGGUCAACCGCGCUAAGGGCCUGCUCGGUGCCAUUCUUUCCAUGCUCGGCAUGAACAAGGGUGGCUGCGUCCAGUUCCAGGCUGCUUACCUCGAGAAGUCCGGCAAGGGUUUCGGUACUCACUGCCGCCUCUUCACCAAGAAGUUCACUCCUGCCCAGGCCACUCUCGACAUCUCUGUCGGUGGCACCUCCGGCUGGGGUUGCCAGAAGUCCUACACUUGGGAUGUCGAUGUCAACGCCAGCUUCAACUGGGGUGGUUCCUGGAAGAACUAA
This is a messenger RNA of Boeremia exigua, 1302 nucleotides long. RefSeq lists its product as uncharacterized. Bases 1 to 1302 code for a protein of 433 amino acids. Lineage: Eukaryota; Fungi; Ascomycota; Dothideomycetes; Pleosporales; Didymellaceae. The transcript is spliced from 2 exons. The record is from RefSeq and is a predicted model, not a curated record.